Drosophila innubila is the source of this 2181-nucleotide messenger RNA. RefSeq names its product STAM-binding protein-like A. Gene Ontology annotation, molecular function: metal-dependent deubiquitinase activity; protein binding; K63-linked deubiquitinase activity. The transcript has 5 exons. Gene Ontology annotation, biological process: protein K63-linked deubiquitination. The coding region runs from base 228 to 1466 and encodes 412 amino acids. Gene Ontology annotation, cellular component: membrane; endosome. NCBI's taxonomy places the organism in Eukaryota, Metazoa, Arthropoda, Insecta, Diptera, Drosophilidae. The record is from RefSeq and is a predicted model, not a curated record.
CGAAUUGUAAAUUAACACACGCUGGCAGCACUUGUAAAUCAGCCGUCUUUGAGAGUAAUUGGUUUACAAUUGUUACAAAAUAACGAAAGCAACGGCAAACCAAAACGUUGGCCCAAAGCAAGGCUACAAAUGAAUAGUAAAAACAGGAAACAGUGAAUUGCAAAAGCAAGAGGACGCAAACACUAUCAAGGAGAGACAAGGACAAACUGAACAACAGUUAGGCAAAAAUGUCGAAGGCCGUGAAUAACAUAAAUAUGGGCAUUGUGGAGCCCCAGGAGCGCAUGAAGAACUUGUCCCACUGUGGCACCGUCAUCGAGGUGGACAAGAAUAUGGCUGUGUCACGCUACUAUCGCUCUGGCACGGAGAUGCUGCGCAUGGCGAAUGUCUAUCUGAACGAGGGCAACCAUGAGAACGCUUUUAUACUCUAUAUGCGAUACAUGACACUGUUCAUUGAGAAGAUACGCCAGCAUCCCGACUAUGGCAGCGUCAAGGCCCAGGUGAAGGCCAUCAACAAGACCAUCAAAGACGAAAUCAUGCCCACAACGGAAAAGCUACGCAACAAGCUGCUGUUGCAGUAUAAAAGGGAGUAUGAACAGUUUCUGGCCAACAAGGAGGCGGAACGUAUGCGGGAACAGCGGGAGCAGGCCAACAAGAGGUCAACGGCAGCUGGUGUUGUGCCAUCGCUGAUUCCAGCCAAUCUGCAUGUGCAAAUUGAUGCAAACAACCAGCCAUCAGCGCCAGAUCUGGGAUUGCUUGACCAGGUGGUUUAUCCAAAUGAUUUUCCCACUGGCGCCAAUCGCUCCAAUCUGCCCAGCUCUGGUCUGUUGCUGCCCGGUGUGGAUACUGGCGCUGACAGGGCAUCUAAUGCGUCCUCGAAGCCCGCCUUUGACCGCAACCAGAAGCCGCAAUAUAAUCGCACUGACUCAUUGCUGGCGGGUUCACUGCGCACUGUCAACGUACCUGCGGACACCAUGAAUGUGUUCCUACAGCUGGCACAUGCCAACACCUCCAAGAGCAUUGAGACUUGCGGUGUCCUAGCUGGGCAUCUGGCGCGAAAUGAGCUCUACAUCACGCAUAUUAUAACGCCCCAACAACAUGGCACGCCCGACAGUUGCAACACAAUGCACGAAGAGCAGAUCUUUGAUGUUCAGGAUCAAAUGCAGCUCAUCACGCUCGGCUGGAUACAUACACAUCCCACUCAGACCGCUUUCCUGUCCUCCGUUGACUUACACACGCACUGCUCCUAUCAGAUGAUGAUGCCCGAAGCAAUUGCUAUUGUUUGUGCGCCCAAAUACAAUACAACUGGUUUCUUUAUACUUACGCCACAGUAUGGCCUGGAUUACAUUGCACAGUGUCGGCAAACUGGGUUUCAUCCACAUCCAAAUGAUCCGCCUCUUUUCAUGGACGCACAACACAUCAAAAUGGAGUCACAGGCCAAGAUAAAGGUCAUCGAUUUGCGCAGAUAGUAUGCUGAAAUCUUAGUCUGAAACCUUCAGCCAAAACUUACUUUGUAGCUAACCAACAGCAGCACCUUGAUAGUGAACCACCCACUGGAUGCAAAAGCAGCGAAUUUAUCAAAUGCUCUAACAAAAGUCAUUGAAACAACCUUAAGCAACAGUAGACUCAGUCACUUUUAAUUUACUGCAUUUAAACUUAACUAUAACUUACUACAUUCAUUGCUCGGGUGUUAUAAACAUUGUAAAUCAGUCUGAUUUAUAUCUUAAAUUCAAAUUUCUAAAUUCCCUCUACAGCAAAUGAUUUUUAAAGUUUCAGUUUAAUUAAAAAUUGUAUAAUUGUAACUAAAAUAGCAUAAUUCCGAGCCUGCACUUUAUUGACUUUUCUCGGCUAAGUAACACCAGCAGUAUAAUGGUUAAAGAUUUUAUUUAUACAAAAAAUGAGCCGAGUGAUUGAUAAAACAUUAUUAGAACUUUGCACGCAAUAUUAUCUAAAAGGCAAUAACUAUUCUUGCAUUUUUAUCAGCUCGAUUAGUUUAUCUGUUAAGUUCAGCUUUACAAAAUUUUUUAAUGUGAUUUACAAUUGUGGCUUAAAUUUUUUGUUAUAACUAUUUUUAACGUAUGCAUGUAUUUAUUAUUGUAUCUGUCAAGGAACUCAGCACACCGCUAAUUACUCAGCUAAAGCAAAUACCUUUGAAUAUUAUUCAUAUACUAUUGCUAAAAACUA